GGUUCGUACCGGUUCUCACCCCAGCGCGCUCUCUCUCUCUCUCUCUUUCUCCCCGUUCUAGCCAACAACUUCAAAACCACCUCUCAUUUUCCGAACCAACAAACGGAAGAAGUAAUCACGCACGCGCACGAAGAACUCAAAGUUAUCUAUUUCUCUCUACGUGUUCAUUUUGUUCAAAUGAUUUCUUAAUGAAAGAUAUACAUAUGGUGAACAGCGUGAGAGAGAGGCAGAAAAAGGGUGAGCGAAAGAUGGGCAAGUGCAUGAGGAAAUCGAAGGGAAUCGGUGAGGUAGAGUUGGAGGUGAACCACGCCAACGCCGCUGCCCAAUCCUCACUCGGUGUUCGUACAAGAGCCAAAACCCUAGCCCUUCAGAAAUCAUCGGGUGCGGCGAUUAGUGGUGAUGAUGGGUCAUAUUUGCAGCUGAGGAGCAGGCGACUGGUGAAGCCCGUACCCCCAAUUGUCACAGAGGGUAAAAGACGGAAACACCUUCAGCCAAAAUCAGGCAAGGGUAAAGUGGUUCCCCGAAAUUCUGAGGAGGAAAAGGAGGAGGAAAUUGAUGGGGUGGAGGGAAAAUUGGGGAUGGAGGAAAAUAAUCAGAAGGAUGAGAAAAAUGGUGAUGGUGGAGAAAUGGAGGCUUCAUUUGGAGAGAACAUGCUGGAAUAUGAUGAUAAAGAAAGGACCACUAGGGAGAGUACCCCGUGCAAUUUGAUCAGGGAUCCAAACUCAAUCCAGACUCCUGGUUCAAGUAAUCGGCCUACCACGCCUAAUGCGGCCAGUAGCAGGGCACAAAAUCCAAUGCUAAGGCACAUCCCAACUGCAGGUGAAAUGGACGAGUUUUUUGCCGGUGAAGAAAAGCAGCAGCAAACACAAUUUAUCCAGAAGUACAACUUUGAUCCUGUGAAUGACAAACCUCUUCCUGGACGAUAUGAGUGGGUGAAACUUAAACCAUAGACGAGCAAUAGCAUUCCAUUGGGACUAAUGCAUCUUGAUUAUACUAGGAAAGGUGUAGAAAUCAUAGGUACUUUCAGUUUUGCAUGGUGAUGGUGAUGUUCAUAUUUUCCAUCACCAUUACUUGUAAAAACAUUAGGCAGCAAGUGUAGACAGUAGACUAAUGAUCUGUAACAUAACAGAGCUUGUGACUUACCUAUACAACAAGAUCCUUUGUCUAACAGAUCAUGAAAGAUUGAAGGGGAAAGAACUGGGUCGUAGUGGUAGUAUUUAUGGAGUUAGGCUUAGUUGCAGUGGUAUAGAAGUUAACUUGAAUGUUGUUCCCCAUGACUUCCGCUGGUUUACCAUCUGUAUAUUUAUACUGAUGGAAGUUUUUAGAACUCUGAAUAAAUCGACACCAUUUAUCCUUCUUCAUAAUA
Molecule: messenger RNA, 1366 nt
Organism: Olea europaea var. sylvestris
Lineage: Eukaryota; Viridiplantae; Streptophyta; Magnoliopsida; Lamiales; Oleaceae
Product: cyclin-dependent kinase inhibitor 4-like
Exons: 3
Coding region: 189-950 (253 amino acids)
Biological process (GO): negative regulation of cyclin-dependent protein serine/threonine kinase activity
Cellular component (GO): nucleus
Molecular function (GO): cyclin-dependent protein serine/threonine kinase inhibitor activity
Source: RefSeq, a predicted model, not a curated record